Schizophyllum commune H4-8 is the source of this 954-nucleotide messenger RNA. RefSeq names its product NAD(P)-binding protein. The record is from RefSeq and is a predicted model, not a curated record. NCBI's taxonomy places the organism in Eukaryota, Fungi, Basidiomycota, Agaricomycetes, Agaricales, Schizophyllaceae. Bases 36 to 815 code for a protein of 259 amino acids. The transcript has a single exon.
CACUCGCCCACGUUCUGCGCUCCGUACUCGCCACCAUGCCGCCCACGCCCUUCGCCCUCGUCACGCCCGCGACGCGCGGGCUGUCGCUCGCCCUGGCGCGACAACUCCUCCAAACGACGAACUUGCCCCUCUUCGCCACCCACCGCUCCGGCACGGGCGACGAGCUCAAGCAGCACGUCCUCGCGCCCCUAAAGGACGUCGACCCCGCGCGCCUGCACCCGCUCCAGCUCGACCUCACCGACGAGGCGUCCAUCGAAUCGGCCGCGCAGACCCUCGCCGACACCCUACCUUCCGACGCCUACCUCGACACCGCGUUCUUCACCGGCGGCGUGCUGCACCCCGAGAAGCAGCCCGCGGACCUCGACCUGUGGAAGAUCACGGAGAGCUUCCAGAUUAACACCAUUUCGCACUUGCUCAUGAUCAAGCACUUUGCGCGCUUCGUGCCGCCGGCGGUGAAGAACAAGGAGGACAUCCCCUUGUCGAAGUGGGUGCAUGUGUCUGCGAGGGUGGGCUCAAUUAGCGACAACCGCUCCGGCGGGUGGUACUCGUACCGCGCGUCGAAGGCGGCGCUGAACCAGGUCAUCCGCACUUGGGACUGGCAGCUGCGCAUGCAGAAGAAGCCGGUGAUCUGUGUGGGUGUGCAUCCGGGGACGAUGAAGACGGAGUUGAGCAGGGCGUAUUGGGAGUCGACGGCGAAGGAGAAGUUGUUUGACCCAGAGUACAGCGCGCAGAAGCUGGUGGAGGUGGUGAAGAAUUUGAAGCAAGAUCAGAGAGGGAAGGUAUGGGAUUACAAGGGCGAGGAAGUACUACCAUAGACGAGAAGACCCUUCGUGAUCGGACAAGCACUGUAACAUAGCAAAGCACGAGCACUUGGCACAGCACACACCUACCUGAUAGGCAACCAAAUCAAUGGACUGAGGACUGCAUGCAGCGAUGAUGAAUGAGUAUGUCGAC